Molecule: messenger RNA, 1326 nt
Organism: Chelonia mydas (Green sea turtle)
Lineage: Eukaryota; Metazoa; Chordata; Testudines; Cheloniidae
Gene: GCAT
Product: glycine C-acetyltransferase
Exons: 9
Coding region: 64-1326 (420 amino acids)
Biological process (GO): L-threonine catabolic process; biosynthetic process
Molecular function (GO): pyridoxal phosphate binding; glycine C-acetyltransferase activity
Source: RefSeq, a predicted model, not a curated record
CCGCAUGUUUCCCUCCCAGGCUUUUUGCAGCUUGCCUUGUCUCGGUGUCGCGGAGCUGGGGGAAUGUGGGGCCGCCGUCUCCUGAGCUCCCCCCUCUCCCCGGGGCAGUGCAGGGCCUACAGGGCGAGGGCUGCCCUGGCCCAACUCAGCCACGUCCUGGAGGCUGAGCUGGAGAGCAUCCGAGGCGCUGGUACCUGGAAGAGUGAGAGGGUUAUAACAUCAAAACAAGGGCCACAUAUCCACGUAGAAGGCAGCAGAGGAGGGAUCCUGAAUUUCUGUGCCAAUAACUACCUAGGGCUCUCCAGCCACCCUGAGGUGAUCCGCUCUGGACUAGAGGCCCUGGAGAAGUUUGGAGCUGGCCUCAGCUCUGUCCGUUUCAUCUGUGGGACGCAGAAUAUACACAAGAACCUGGAGGAGAAGAUCUCUCGUUUCCACCAGAGAGAAGACGCCAUCCUCUAUGCCAGUUGCUUUGAUGCCAAUGCUGGUAUCUUUGAGGCACUGCUGACCCCCGAAGACGCGGUGCUAUCGGAUGAGCUGAAUCACGCCUCCAUAAUCGACGGGAUCCGCCUGUGCAAGGCCAAUAAAUACCGCUACAAGCACAUGGACAUGCAGGACCUAGAGGCCAAGCUGCAGGACGCACAGAAACACCGCCUGAGGCUGGUGGCUACCGAUGGUGCCUUUUCCAUGGAUGGUGACAUCGCUCCAUUGAAGGAGAUCUGCAGCCUGGCCCAGAAAUACCAGGCCCUCGUCUUCAUCGAUGAAUGCCAUGCCACUGGCUUCCUUGGGCCCAAUGGGCGGGGUACUGAUGAACUGCUGGGAGUAAUGGACCAAGUGGACAUUGUCAACUCAACGCUGGGGAAGGCACUUGGAGGAGCAGCAGGUGGCUACACGACCGGUCCCAAGGCCCUUAUCGACCUGCUGCGCCAGCGCUCCCGCCCAUACCUCUUCUCCAACAGCCUGCCUCCUGCCGUCGUGGGCUGCGCCUCCAAGGCCCUGGACCUGCUCAUGGAGAGCAAUGCUAUUGCGCAGUCCAUGGUGGCCAAGACCAGGCGGUUCCGAAGCAAGAUGGCUGCAGCUGGAUUUAGCAUCUCAGGGAAUGAUCACCCCAUCUGCCCUGUGAUGCUGGGCGAGGCCCGGCUAGCAUCGGUGAUGGCUGAUGACAUGCUGGAGAGAGGCAUUUAUGUCAUCGGCUUCAGCUACCCUGUGGUCCCCAAGGGGAAGGCACGGAUCCGGGUGCAGAUCUCAGCCGUCCACAGCGAGGACGACAUCGACCGCUGCGUGGAGGCUUUCACAGAGGUGGGGCGUAAACAUGGAGCAUUGCCCUGA